UUCACAUCUUACGGGCUGUAUCCCCAAGAUACAUCCAGUACCCAGCCACUUCUCACCACGUCCACUGUGACAUCCUUAGUUCCAGCCCCUGGAUUAUCCUGAAUGGGCUCCCUGCUUCUUUCUUUCAUCCUGGUUCCUUCAAGUUACUUGGGAGCUGAUCAAGACUUCAAGCUAAAGAUGGUGAUGAUGAGUCGCCUGAGGGUCAUUCUUCAAGCCUCUCCAUGCAAGGCACAGUGGAGAAGGUUCCAGAUUCCGAGGUCCAUGCUAGCAAGGCCCUGCAGCCUCUACACCUGUACUUACAAAACCCGGGACCGAGCCUUGCACCCUCUCUGGGAGAGCGUGGACCUGGUCCCGGGGGGUGAGCGCCAGUCGCCCAUCAACGUCCGGUGGAGGGACAGUGUCUACGAUCCUGGCUUAGAACUGCUCACCGUCUCUUACGACCCGACCACCUGCCUCCGCGUCUGGAAUAACGGGUACUCUUUCCUCGUGGAACUUGAAGACUCUGCAGAUAACUCAGGUGAGAGCCAGACCUGUCUGUGGUCUCAUCUGGAGUUAAAGGGACAGUUUCAUGUCAGCACAGGCCACAUCGCAAGGCCUCCAUGGGAGUGGAGACCUCUUUUGUUAGCAGUGGCACGGGACUCACGGGACUCUUUUUUUCGUUGUGUGAUACUGUACUUGGUACAUCAGAAUGCAAUCCAAUUUGAAAGCUUUGAGGAUGCAGCACUGGAGGAAGAUGGUUUGGCUAUGGUAGGAAUAUUUUUUAAGCUAGGCAAAUAUCAUAAAGAGCAACAGAAACUGGUGGAUACUACGGCAUCAAUUACGCAUUAGGACAUGCUUGUGGAAUUUGGGUCAUUCAACCCUUCCUGUCUGAUGCCUACCUGCCCAGAUUACUGGACCUACUCAGGGUCCCUGACUAUCCCGCCACUCUCUGAGUCUGUCACUUGGAUCAUUAAGAAGCAGCCCAUAGAGGUUGAUCAUGAUCAGCUUGAGCAAUUUCGGACCCUGCUCUUCACUUCUGAGGGGGAGAAAGAGAAAAGAAUGGUGGACAACUUCCGCCCCCUUCAGCCCCUAAUGAACUGCACUGUCCGCUCAUCCUUCCCUCACGACUAUGUGCUGAACAUACAAGCAAAACCCAAGUCGUCUACCAGCCAAGUGACCCCCUUAGACGCCAUUAUCUAGGUGGUAUCUUGCUUAAAUAUAUACUAGUUCUUUAAAAAUUGCUAACUAGACUCUUCUAAAUGCCUGCAUUUAAUAAUUAUGGAUGUGCCUUUCUUGGUAUGGCAGCGCUCCUUAGUCUUUGAGGGAAGCUCUUUGGUAAACAAAUUCUUCCUUUUAUUGAUAAUGAUGUUUAUCACUGAAGUACCAGCAAGAGACACAAAUUUCUCUUAUAGCAACCUGCUGGUAAUUGUAAUGUCUUUCUAUGUGUGACAUUUUUGAGCUGUCUUUUUACUGAUAUGUUUAUCAAUUGGUGGUUCUACAGAGUUAUAAGUAGGGAUGAUAAUCAAAAUAUUUAACAACUGGUAAGGCACAGACACUGAGCAUCCAGAAUGCAGGCUUUUCAGAAACAGCCACAGGACCCAGAUUGGUACUUCUUGGCUGAACAUUGGCUAUGGUUUUAGGUAUAUUUUAUUUUAAAACAUGAAUGAGUAUUCUUUUAUAAGGCCUUCUCAAUGGGUAUAUUUGCCUCGAUUUUCACUUGUCAUUACUAGUACAGGACAUGAUUACUUACUAUCAAUUUAUAAUAUAGAAAAAAUAUUUUGUGAGCUUCCUUGGCGGCGGAGUGGUUAAGAAUCUACCUGCCAAGUCAGGGGACACGGGUUUGAGCCCUGGUCUGGGAAGAUCCCACAUGCUGAGGAGCAACAAAGCCCGUGCGCCACAACUACUGAGCCUGUGCUCUAGAGCCCGUGAGCCACAGCUACCGAGCCCGCGUGCCACAACUACUGAAGCCCGCCCGCCUAGAACCCGUGCUCCGCAACAAGAGAAGACACCGCAAUAAGAAGCCCGCGCACCGCAACGAAGAGUGGCCCCCGCUUGCCACAACUAGAGUAAACCCGUGCACAGCAACAAAGACCCAACGCAGCCAAAACUAAAUAAAAAUAAAAUAAAUUUAUUUUUAAAAAAAGAAAAAAUAUUUUGUAAUCCUAAAAACACAAGGGUUUACUUAUAUCCGGAAAUCCUUUUGCAUUUCUGAAAGUCAGAUGUUUUACUUAAAGGCUUGAUCAUAUAGAAAGCAUAUGCAGAAUAUUUUAAAGAAAAAGCUUUAAGUGCCUAGAACUUAAAAUUCUUUCAUGAUCCAUUUACAGAAAUACUUUUCAAAAGGCUAGUAAUAUAAUAGUCUAUGGUUUAUAAUAUUAUUUUGAAUUGUUUGUACAUUGUUUCAUAGAAUACAAUAAUAUUUUCCACAAUGACAGAACUAUCUUGACUUCCCUUUAAAACUAUCUGAACUUUAUUUCAUUAGUUGAGGUUCUGUACAAGGCAGGUGAUCAACAUAAAUCUCCUAAUUUAUACAGUGGUUUAGAAGACUUUUGCAGGGACUUCCCUCGUGGCCCAGUGGGUAAGACUCCACGCUCCCAAUGCAGGGCACCCGGGUUUGAUCCCUGCUCAGGGAACUAGAACCCACAUGCAUGCCGCAACUAAGAGUUCGCAUGCCGCAACUAAGAAGCUGCAUGCCACAACUAAGACCUGGUGCAGCCAAAAUAAAAUAAAUAAAUAAUAAAAUAAAUAAACAUUUAGAAGACUUUUGCUAUAAUAAUAGGGAAAGAAACCUGUCAAAUAGGCUAAAACCUAGAUAAUUCUACAUAUUCUGAGGAAUCCAUGCCACUGUUGCCCUUGCUUGUAAAUAUGUGGAAUGUUUUUAAUUGCCUAUGCCUGUGUUCAAAUUCAAUACUGCAUUUACUAGUAUAUUUCUUUCAUUAGUAUGCUAGUCAUCCGAUCUGCAAGAUAAGGUUGGAUGAAUAUACUUAACACUACUGAACUAUACACUGAAAAAGGUUAAGAUGGCAAAUUUUAUUUUAAUGUGUAUUUUACCACCAUUAAAAAUAACUAAUAAAUUCAGUAGGGAAAAAAAUAGGGUUGGAGUUGUAUGUGUAAGUUUGGGGGCAUAUCUCUGCUCUUAAAAAAGGAAGGGGGUAAAGGCAUUGCUUCUAGAGUGCAUGCCUUCUCUGGAAAAGGGAAGCAUAUAUGCUCUAGGAAAUGAAUAAAAUCCUUUAAAAGAUUAAUAUGGGGAAAAAGUUAUGUUAACUUUAUAUAUUUUUUCUGUUUUAAACCAUAGUUAUCUUUAAAAGGUAAACACACAAGAUAUGCAUUUUUCAGGGCACACAGGCUUCCCUCCUAGGUCUCUUGCAAAUUCUUAAUGCAAAAUUCAAUUGCAGUGAGUCUUCCAAAUUGACUCACAGAAUGCCUGACUUGCCCUUCUAUCUCAGAGAUACAAAGGAUGCAUUCAUAGGGUGUGUCCCUGCUGGCCACCCCUGAUCAAUUUACAUCUGGUGUUCUGGUAUAGUUAUUAACAGCACCCUCUUUCACUCUCAACCAUGUCCUGCUUUGCAUGACAAAUUCUUGGUCACCUUCUCUGCAGAGGUUAUGGAAACUGCCUUGGGGAUGUGGUUUCUUCCAUGCCUUAGUCAGAUGACCCCCAAGGGGGUGAUGUAAAUUCCCUGGCUACUGACACACCCUCAGGGGAAACUUUUCUGCCUCCAAAAAGUGUUUUACUUGUGCCUUCCUAGACAUGAAGGGGGAAAGUGGGCUU
Orcinus orca (killer whale) is the source of this 3745-nucleotide messenger RNA. It is a transcript of the gene CA5B, whose product is annotated as carbonic anhydrase 5B. Lineage: Eukaryota; Metazoa; Chordata; Mammalia; Artiodactyla; Delphinidae. Gene Ontology annotation, cellular component: cytoplasm; mitochondrion. The record is from RefSeq and is a predicted model, not a curated record. Gene Ontology annotation, molecular function: zinc ion binding; carbonate dehydratase activity.